CUGCCAUCCUUUGCCAAAGAUCCCUGUAUUUAUUUAAUUAUCCGCUUCGUAAUGUGGUGUAGCAGAACAGCGCUCGGGAGAUUGCGGAUGAUCGGUGAUGCAAUCGCUCCGCGUACCGUUACCGGAUUUCAUCGCGUGAUGUCCACGUUACCGAAAGUGUAUGUGACGCGCAAGGUGCCGCCGGUCGGACUGGACAUUCUCCGCAAAUCCGGACAGGUGCAGUUUGAGAUGUGGGACUCUGAUGACCCUGUGCCACGACAGGAGCUGCUGAAAAAGGUCAAAGGUUGCGAUGGAAUACUAUGUGUACUCACAGAGAAGAUUGAUGCAGAACUACUGGAUGCUGCAGGUCCAAAUUUGAAAGUCCUCAGCACUAUGUCAGUGGGCUUUGAUCAUCUUUCUUUGGAUGAACUCAAGAAAAGGGAAAUCAGCGUAGGCUAUACUCCGGAUGUUCUGACAGACGCUGUGGCUGAACUGACUGUUGCCCUGUUACUCGCUACAUCAAGAAGACUCAUUGAGGCCACCCACGAGGCAAAAACGGGUGGCUGGGGUACAUGGAGAACUCUAUGGCUGUGUGGUCAUGAACUAGCAAACAGCACAGUCGGCAUCUUGGGACUAGGGAGGAUUGGCGUGGCUAUUGCAGAGCGCCUAAAGCCGUUUAAGGUGAAGAAGUUCAUCUACACAGAUGUAGCGCCAAGACCUGAGCUCGCAGACAUGAUACAGGCAGACUAUGUCUCUUUAGACGAGCUGGCAAAGCAGUCUGAUUUCCUGGCAAUAUGCUGUGCUCUGACUCCAGAAACUCAAGGGAUCUGCAAUAAGAACCUCUUCACCAAGAUGAAGAAAAACUCCAUCUUUAUCAACACAAGCAGAGGGGGAGUGGUUAAUCAGGAGGAUCUGUAUGAAGCCCUGUCCACUGGUCUGAUCGCUGGAGCUGGGCUGGAUGUCACCACACCUGAACCGCUGCCCACAAACCAUCCUCUUUUCACACUCAAAAACUGCGUGAUUCUUCCCCACAUUGCCAGUGCUUCCUAUACCACACGGAACGCCAUGUCUGCUCUUGCUGCCAACAACCUGCUGGCUGGACUCAGGGGAGAAGCUAUGCCUAAAGAACUUAAGCUCUAGCGCUCAACACCAACAAUUAACAUAAAAGAAAAACAAUGCUUAACCCCACUGUGUUCGAAAAUCAAAAGGGCAAUGUUUGUGAGUACACAGACAAAGUUCACGGUCUAAGAUCAAUGAUCUACAAAGAGCAAACUCAACAAAGUCAAGCAAUGUCCAUGCAUGUCCAACAAGCCUUAACAAAUGUUUUAAUUCAUGUGUACCUUUGGUUUUGUUGGACUAGUAUAGAUUGCAGUAUUAGGAACUUUUAAGUCUAAACUUUUCUAAUCAAACAAAUGGAUAAAUACAUUAAUGAAGAGACAAGAGUGAAUAUCUAACAUUCUUCAUGAUUUUAUUCACUUAAUUUAUUGUUAAAGUGCUAGGAAAAAAAACGAGUGCCCUACCAAUGUGCAUUUAAUUAUAGCAAAUACACAAACAAACAUUAAUUUCUUCACUUUUGGCUUCUCUAGAUCUGAACCUCAUAAAUGAUCACAGAAGGCAGUUGUUUAACUUCAUUAGUGAUUCACCAGUUAUUUUUACCAAAAAGUCUUGUUUUCCUCAGACUUUUGUUUAAACAGUGUACACAUUGUAUUUACAUACAUUAAAAUUUCAAUUGAGAGUUCAAACAGGAUUUAAAUAUCUGAUAUUCAGUAUGUAUAUUUUGAAUAUUAUAACAGAACUGUUUCAAAAACAUUUAUGUUUCAACUUUUAUGUUAAAGAAACACUCAGGCACAGAUGCAUCAUGAAUGAUUCGGAAAAAAAUAAAGUACAACACCUAUAA
Messenger RNA from Myxocyprinus asiaticus (Chinese sucker), 1876 nucleotides. Its product is annotated as glyoxylate reductase/hydroxypyruvate reductase-like. Gene Ontology annotation, cellular component: cytosol. NCBI's taxonomy places the organism in Eukaryota, Metazoa, Chordata, Actinopteri, Cypriniformes, Catostomidae. The record is from RefSeq and is a predicted model, not a curated record. The transcript has 9 exons. Gene Ontology annotation, molecular function: hydroxypyruvate reductase (NADH) activity; hydroxypyruvate reductase [NAD(P)H] activity; glyoxylate reductase (NADPH) activity. Bases 52 to 1119 code for a protein of 355 amino acids.